AUGUCCCUUCCAGAAGAUCAUCGAUACAAUUAUGUGGUCACAGCACAGAAACCAAGCAGCGUUCGUCACUCCGUGGUUGGGUGUUUUACUGCACCGGGGGCUGUGAACCUGAUCGUCUCGAAGUGCACGAGACUGGAGAUCAGUGUGAUCACAGCAGAUGGACUGCAGGGCGUCAUGGAUGUCCCCAUCUACGGGCGCAUCUCAGCGCUGCGCCUCUUUGCUGUGGCGGGUGAGGAGACGGAGCGCCUCUUCCUCCUCACAGAGAAGAAUCGCUUUGCGAUCCUGAAGUGUGACCCCGCCACAGGCGAGCUGCAGACCUGCGCCAAUGGCGACGCCUCGGACCGCAUCGGUCGCCCGGUCCAGUCGGGACAGAUGUGCAUCGUCAGCCCCAAGCGGGACGCCAUUGUCCUGCACCUGUAUGAUGGUCACCUCAAGAUCAUCCCGGUGAGCCCCAGCGGGGUCCUUUCCGAGGCUUACAAUGUCAGGAUCGACGAGCUGAACCUGGUUGACCUUGUGUUCCUGGACGCAGAGGACUUCGAGGGUCUGCCCACCAUCGCGGUGUUGUAUGACGAUGGAGGAGGCCACCGCCAUGCCAAGACGUACUCCCUCUCCCUCCCCAGCAGGGAACUGCUGCAGUUCCGCUGGGCGCAGGAGAACCUGGAUGCCGUGGCGAACCUGCUCAUCCCCAUCCCCGGCACCGACGGCGUCGUGGUGGUCGGCCAGAGCACCGUCUGCUUCCUGGCGCACAACGCGGUGGUGUCAGCCUCCAUUCCCUCCACCAUCGCUUAUGGUGCCGUCGACCGAGAAGGGACCAGGUUCCUGCUGGGCGACUUCAGGGGCGAGCUGCUGCUCCUGGUCCUGGAGCGGAAUGGGCCGUCCAAGAGCGUCACUGGACUCCACAUUGAGCGGCUCGGCCGCACCUCCCAGCCCAGCACCAUCUCCUACCUGGAUGCCGGCGUCGUGUACAUCGGCAGCGCAUGCGGCGACUCCCAGCUCAUCCGGUUGCAUGCCCACCCGCCAGACCCCAGCCAGCCGGACAGCUUCCUGGAGGUUCUGGACACCACCACCAACCUGGGCCCCAUCGUUGACUUCUGCGUGGUGGACCUUGACCGCCAGGGCCAGGGGCAGGUGGUCACCUGUUCCGGCGGCGCGGGGGAUGGGUCGCUGCGCAUUGUGCGCAGUGGCAUCGGGGUGCUGCCCCAGGCCACCGUGGAGUUGCCGUCCCUCAAGGGCGUCUGGAACCUGCGCAGGAGCUUUGAGGAUGAGCACGAUGCGUUCCUGGUGCUGGGAUUUGUGGAAAGCACGAGCGUGCUGGGAAUGAAUGCAGCCGAGGAGAUUGAGGAGACGCUGUGGUCCAGCAACCUGCUCGGCAGCCUGGUGGUCCAGGUGACGCCCGCUGCUGUGAAUGUGGCAGACACCCAGACGCUGCAGCGUGUCAGUCAGUGGACCCCGCCUGAGGGCAGCCACAUCAUCAUGGCCGCUGCUAAUGCAACCCAGAUGGCUGUGGUGACGGGGGUUGGCAGAGUGGUGUUGCUGGAGCUCAAGGGCUCUGCCUUGGAGGAGGCAGGCCAGCUGGCACUGGACUCUGAGAUUGCCUGCAUCGACCUCUCUCCCCUCAAAGCCGGGGCCACGGCGUCGGACUGGCUGGUCCUCGGUACGUGGAGCAUGCAUGUGCUCCUGUACUCGCUCCCGGGGCUGCAGCUCGCGACGGACGAGGCCUUGGGAGGGGAGGUCAUUCCAAGGAGCAUCCUGCUGUCUCAGUUUGAGGACUCUGCAUAUGUGUUCUGCGGCCUGGGCGACGGCCACCUGGUCAACUACCGGCUGCACGGCGACCAGCUCGGCCAGAGAAAGAAGCUGGCACUGGGAACCAAGCCCAUGAAGCUACGCGCUCUGAGGUCACGAGGCGUGCACUACGUUUUCUGUGCAUCCGACCGCCCGACCAUCAUCUAUGCCAACAAUCAGAAGCUCGUCUACUCCAAUCUCAACGAGAGCGAGGUGAACUUCAUGGUGUCAUUCCAUACCGAAGCCAUCCCACACUCGCUUGCUCUGGCCAAGGACAACGAUCUCACCAUUGGCAUCAUCGAUGAGAUCCAGAAGCUGCACAUCCAGACGGUGCCCCUGGAGGAGCAGCCCCGGCGCAUCGCGCACCAACCGGCGACGCGCACGUAUGGUGUGAUCACCACCCAAGCCACCAUGGGCAUGGUCGACGCCAAGAGCGAUUCGCUGCGCCUGAUUGAUGACCAGACAUUUGAGACCCUGGACCGGUACCAGAUGCCCGAGUCCGACAUGGCAUGCAGCCUGCUCUCCACGACCCUGGGCGAGACAGGUGCAGGCCCCUACUACAUCGUGGGCACCGCCACGACCAACCUUGCAGAGCGGGAACCGACCGAGGGACGGAUCAUGGUCUUUGAAGCAGUCGAAGGGAAGCUGCACCUGGUGUACACCCAUGAAACGAGAGGUGCUGUGUACGUCCUCCACCCCUUCCUCCACAACGACGAGACGAUGCUCGUCGCAGGAAUUAACAGCAGGGUGCAGAUGUACAGAUGGGAGGUUUCGGCCAUGAGCACCGCCAGCCUCAUGCCCCAUUGCAGCUAUGAUGGCAACGUGCUGAUCCUGUUCCUGGACUCCAGGAAGGAUCUUGUCAUCCUCGGUGACCUGAUGAAGUCGAUGCAGGUGCUGCAGUACAGUAGCGAGGAGGGGAAGCUGUUGCUGCGUGCGCGAGACUUUAGACCCAUGUGGAUGACGGCAGUGAAGGCCAUGGAUGAUGACACGUACAUUGGCGGCGAGAACUCCUGCAACAUAUUCGUUGUGCACAAGGGUGACGACGCUGCACCUGAUGAGGAGCGAACGAGGCUUGAGGUUAUUGGCCAGUACCACGUUGGCGAAUUCAUCAAUCGCUUCCAGAAAGGAUCACUGGUGAUGAAACUACCCGAUUCAGAACUCUCGCAAGCCCCGCUCAUGCUAUUUGGAACAAUCAAUGGAGUCAUUGGCCUCAUUGCAUCGCUCUCACAAGACCAAUUCCAGUUCUUGGAGCGGCUUCAGGCUGCAAUGCUCAAGGUCGUGAAAGGAGUCGGAGGGUUGGACCAUGGAGCAUGGCGCUCAUUCGUCAACACGCACACCCAGCCCACACCCGCCUGUGGUUUUGUCGACGGCGAUUUGGUUGAGCAGUUCCUGGAUCUAAGUCGCGGGGAUCAGGAGAUCGUAUGCAGUCAUCUUGGAGGAUCUGCAUCGCUCGAGCAGGUCCAGCACCUUGUCGAGGACCUGUCCAGAUUGCACUGA
Messenger RNA from Auxenochlorella protothecoides, 3279 nucleotides. Its product is annotated as DNA damage-binding protein 1a. Bases 1 to 3279 code for a protein of 1092 amino acids. NCBI's taxonomy places the organism in Eukaryota, Viridiplantae, Chlorophyta, Trebouxiophyceae, Chlorellales, Chlorellaceae. The transcript has 27 exons. The record is from RefSeq and is a predicted model, not a curated record. Gene Ontology annotation, cellular component: nucleus. Gene Ontology annotation, molecular function: protein binding; nucleic acid binding.